Molecule: messenger RNA, 3015 nt
Organism: Sphaerodactylus townsendi
Lineage: Eukaryota; Metazoa; Chordata; Lepidosauria; Squamata; Sphaerodactylidae
Gene: NAPG
Product: NSF attachment protein gamma
Exons: 12
Coding region: 96-1043 (315 amino acids)
Biological process (GO): intracellular protein transport
Cellular component (GO): SNARE complex; vacuolar membrane
Molecular function (GO): soluble NSF attachment protein activity; syntaxin binding
Source: RefSeq, a predicted model, not a curated record
AGGACUCCUCCUUUUGCAUAUAUUUGGUCCCGGCGACUUUCCUUACUCAGCUGACGCAGCAGCUGGUGGAGCGGCUGCAAUUCUCGUGAGGCGACAUGGCUGCUCAGAAGAUCAACGAGGGCUUGGAGCACAUCGCCAAAGCGGAGAAAUAUCUGAAAACUGGAUUCUUAAAAUGGAAACCAGACUUUGAUAGUGCAGCUACUGAAUAUUCAAAGGCUGCUGUUGCUUUUAAAAAUGCCAAACAAUUUGAUCAGGCAAAAGAAGCGUAUCUGAAAGAAGCUGUCUCCCAUGAAAACAAUAAAGCUCUUUUCCAUGCUGCCAAGGCUUAUGAACAAGCUGGUAUGAUGUUAAAGGAAAUGCAGAAACAUUAUGAGGCAAUAGAACUGAUAGAGAAAGCCAGUAUGAUGUAUCUGGAGAAUGGGACUCCUGACACAGCAGCUAUAGCGCUAGACCGGGCUGGGAAGGUAAUAGAAAAUAUAAAUGCAAACAAGGCCAUUCAGCUAUAUCAGCAGACGGCAGCAGUGUUUGAAAAUGAAGAACGCUUACGACAGUCAGUUGAAAUGUAUGGAAAGGCUUCAAGACUUCUGGUUAGAGGUCGGAGGCUGGAUGAAGCCGCAGCUUCCCUGCAGAAGGAAAAGAGUAUUUAUAAAGAUAUUGAAAACUAUCCAACAUGUUACAAGAAAACUAUUGCUCAAGUCUUGGUUCACCUUCACAGAAACGACUAUGUUGCUGCAGAAAAAUGUGUCAGGGAAAGCUAUAGCAUACCAGGCUUCAGGGAAAGUGAAGACUGUGCAGCCCUAGAGCAGCUACUAGAAGGGUAUGAUCAGCAAGACCAGGAUCAAGUGUCUGAUGUCUGCAACUCACCCCUCUUUAAGUACAUGGACAAUGAUUAUGCCAAGCUGGGUCUCUCCCUGAGUGUGCCUGGUGGAGGUACAAAAAAGAAGAAAUCCCCAAAUUCUUCACAGGGCAACGCUGACGGACCAGCAGUAACAUCUUCCCGUGGACAUGAGGAUGAAGAUGAGUACGCAGGUGGACUUUGCUAACUCCAAUUCUCUCCUUUUCUCAAAUAUCAGACUUGCUGUUCCUGACUAUUGAGCAAUUUCAGAGGUACCCGAAUUAUCAUCACUCCAUUGUAAUCAUGAAACUGGAAGGCUAAUGACUUGGCAGCUUUGGAGAUACAUUUUAAAAAGCAUGGCUUAGAGCACUUGAGGUUACAUUCUUAAAUCAACUUGGUAGUGCAUCUAUUUCAAUGAAGGAGUUGAGUAUUGUAGCCUUCUGAAAAAAGAGACAUAGUUGGAGAGAGAGAGAACAUUUAUCUUCAUUAGUUCUUCGAAGACUAAAUGUUCUUAGCUCAAACCAAAUAGCCCCAUGAAAACUUGGAGUUUGAAGAAGAGGAAGUUUUCAUGCUGACGGGUUAUGCAUUUUUGAAAAAACAAUACUCAAUGAUUUGAGAUUAUCUUAAAAAUCUCUUGACAGGUAUCUCUUCUUGUGUGACUAUAAUAUUGGGUGAAACGUGUCUCUGUAAAAGAUAUAGGAGCUCUGUGUAAUUCCAAGAUAGCACCCUCAGAUUUUCAGGUGUGAAUGUGGUAACUAUUGGUUGUCAGUGUAACACCUCUCUGUCUAAACUGUAAAAGAUGUCUGAUGAGUAUUUGGCUAAUAAAUACUUUGAACUUUAAAAUCUUUUGCUAUUUGGCAAAAUAGGCUUAAUUUACAAAUUCUUAUAAAUGAUUUAGUACAAAUCUAGUUAGAUGUAAAACGAACCUGCUGUUCUUAGUCUCAAUGUUUGUAUCCCUGUUUGAGUGAGUUCUUUGGUAUGAUUUCAGAUAUGCAGGCUGUUGCACAGAGGAACCUUUGCAGUUAUUAAAGAUGUCUGCAAAUUGUUCUUCAUGUUGUACUGAAUAAUAUUAGUCUGUUUAACUCUGUAAUCUCCCUUAUUGUGCAGAGAUGAGAACUAUGCCACAGAAGCAGGAUUUUGAAAUGUUUUCUCUAACAUUCCAGUAGUAGUUUUGUGUGUAAGAAUGAACACAAUUCCCUUUUAAGUAUUUAUACAAUUAUGGAAUAAGGUAGUCCAGAGCUUAGUGACUGUUUCCUCAGUCUUUUGAGUGGAGAAAAGCAACUCUGCAUACUUAUGCAAGACUCCCUCUCCCAAAAGAACACAUUAGUACAUACACUCAGAAGUGUGAAUUGGAGCACACCUUCGUGGCUAUAGAUUGGGGCAGUAUGGAUCUUGGGAUGCUUGAGAGUCGUAUUCUUUUACGGGUUACAGUGGGAGCAUAGUUUUUGUACAGCACACACCUGCAGCAGGUCACAUUAAGUGAGAACAAGUCUGCACAGGGAAUAAUGUGCUGCUAUGUUCAGAAAGUUAAAAGGUUUGUGGAGAGGAUGAGGAUGAAAAUGUUGAACUUAGGUCUAAGUUAAAAGCUUUCUUUUUCAUCGUACAUGGAAAAGCCCAGAAGCAUAAAGUAGAAUAUACAUGAGAAGAAAGUAGUACCUUAAAACUGGAUACCAGUGAUGCUGUCAGUACUGAAAUUUGCCAAGGCUGAUGUGCAGUGGAUAAUGUCUCACAUGACCUUUAUUUUAUCUAACGAAAUGUCAUGGAAAUGCUAUUACCAUUAUUAAAUGUAUAUUUUAAAGAAAUCAGUGCUUAGCUUGUGUUCCGAGCAAUUUGCACACUACUUUUGCCUCAGGUGGAAAAUUCAUCAAGGAGGAAAUUUUUGCAGAAUAAUGCCAACCUUUCCAGCGCCAAAGCAAGUACUGGUUUGCAUGAAGAUGCUGAAAUGUAGUCUGAUGUUAUUACAUUAAAUGACUUUAUAAAUUAUGAAAUAUAACUUAUUUGUAAACUCAGAUGCUGUGUAAACUGUGUUUAUGCAAUGUGAAACCUAUGCUUUCAUUGUAACUGUCCCUAUCCAAUCUGUGGGAUGCAAUAGAAUAUUAAAUAUGUUGUAAUUGUUCUUCACUCUCAAUGAAGAGGCAUUGUAUGUCACAGGUAAAAAUAAAAUUUAAAAUAACUCCUCA